CCCACAUCCCAUAGUGACGUCACGGCUCACAUAAAAGCAGCGGGUCUCCGUGAGAGCCUUCAAACCAGUGGUGCGUUUACCCCGUGAAGGUUCUACCGCUAGCGAGCAUCAGCGAUGAAGGUCAGCGGAACAGCCAUGUUGGUGCUGGUGUGUCUGACAGCGGGGGUCCUCGCUAUGCCAGUUCGGAGAUCACCAGACCUGGAAGCAAGACGUAGGAGUGCUAUUGACAGGAGUAUGAUCAGGUUCGGACGAUCCUACCCCCAGGAACCAUCAGCUGCAGAUAUACGCGAAGCUUUCCAGCGACCAACUCGCAAAGGCAACAGCUUUCUUCGCUUCGGAAGAUCACAACCCAUCACCUUUACAACCGACGAGCUCAUCUCAUUCCUCAAAUCUUAUGAAGAUGAUUAUGAACCAAUAACAAAACGCGUGUCCAAUUUCGUAAGACUUGGACGCGACCCAAAAUUCAUCAGGCUUGGAAGGUCUACUGUUGAUAACAACGAGCAGUCUUCGGAACUAGUUGUCAGUGGAUAUCCUCAGAGGAAGAGCAGGGCCAGGGACCAUUUCAUCAGACUUGGGAGGGAUAGUGAGGAUUUGAACAGAGAGGAAGAGGAAUUAUCGGAGGAAAGGAAAAAGAGAUCCACCGACUGCCAUGAUUGCCAGUAAUUUGUUCUAUCGAUGAUCUGUGCCAAAAUUUAGUGCCACCUGUUUAAGACUUUAGUGUUUUAAUGGUAAUAAAUUUCUCUAAAAUUAUUUUAAUAUAUGUGUUGUAUAUUCGUCUACAAAAAAAUCCCUUGUAAAUUGCUAGUGACUUUAAAAAUUUUUAAUAAAAAAAUUCUUAUAUAAGAAACAAAAAAAAAACAUAGAAAUUGUUUAACGUUGUAUGUACGCGAUGAUUGUAAAAAAAAAAAUCAAAUAAAUAUAUCUAUUACAUAUUAAAAAAAAUAUAUCACCCGUUUCUAAUAAAAUUAAAGCAAAAUACGCUUCACGAUGCCGCUUAGUUUUUUAAUUUAUCCGUCAAGUCAAUUAUUUCGUAAAUCAAAUAAUUAUUUUAAAUAACCUUAACAUGUUAUUUCGAGAAUACCAUUUUGUAUGGCUGGGAUACAAAAUGGAAUACUCGUUAAGAAUAUUACGAAUAAUGAAUUAUAAUAUGAAAAAUAUAUGAGUGUUUUA
Messenger RNA from Danaus plexippus (monarch butterfly), 1170 nucleotides. It is a transcript of the gene Fa, whose product is annotated as FMRFamide-related peptides-like. The coding region runs from base 115 to 663 and encodes 182 amino acids. The record is from RefSeq and is a predicted model, not a curated record. The transcript is spliced from 3 exons. NCBI's taxonomy places the organism in Eukaryota, Metazoa, Arthropoda, Insecta, Lepidoptera, Nymphalidae.